AUGUUGCAUAUUGUGUUAGAAUAUAAAGAACAAGUAAAUAUUUUAGAAGCUAUAGUUAAGGACAAAGAUAAGGAAGUAUCUGAAGCAUUAGAAUUAUUAAAUAAAGCUAAAUUAUCUAAUUAUGAUAGAAAACACAAGACUGAACCAUUCGAUGAAGGAAAAUUGGAUCAAAUUACAAAAAAUGUAAAUAUUUUAUUACUAGUUAAUUCUGUUUAUUCUAUUCCCUUAACUGUCAAAAACAAAUUAUUAACAAAAUCAAUUUUAAAGAAAAUACUGCACACAAAAGAUCGCGAUAUGUUUGACCUAAAUCGAAUUUUUUCUGAUUCAAAGACUUGUUUAUCUUUAAAGAAUGCUACUGAAAAAACUAUUUCACAAACAUUCAUAAAUCAGGAUGUUAGUCAAUUAGUGGAUUUGGAUUCUUCAUUUUUCUCUACUAAACGAACCCAAAGUCUGUCUGCUCCUCCUAAUACUGAGGCCAAUUCAGGUAGUGAUGAAGAUGAUUUAGCUGUAUGGGAAUUCGUUGAGUCAUCACAAACACCUUCACAAAAUGAAACAUCCGAUAUAAAAGUGGGAUCGGAAUUUAAAGAAAUCGACCUUUUGGGACGUGAAUUAGAAAAACGCGAACAGCUUAAAGAGAUGAUAAAAAAGGAUGGUAUUAAAAGAAGGAAAAAAAAAGUGUGGUAA
Messenger RNA from Scutellospora calospora, 684 nucleotides. NCBI's taxonomy places the organism in Eukaryota, Fungi, Glomeromycota, Glomeromycetes, Diversisporales, Gigasporaceae. The record is from the annotation of a GenBank genome assembly.